This is a messenger RNA of Drosophila miranda, 2144 nucleotides long. RefSeq lists its product as uncharacterized. Lineage: Eukaryota; Metazoa; Arthropoda; Insecta; Diptera; Drosophilidae. Gene Ontology annotation, molecular function: phosphatase binding. The coding region runs from base 110 to 1579 and encodes 489 amino acids. Gene Ontology annotation, biological process: negative regulation of phosphatase activity. The transcript has 2 exons. The record is from RefSeq and is a predicted model, not a curated record.
AAACUCCUGUCACAAUUAUUGGAGUGUAUCACAAAUUGCGUUGAACACAAAAUCAAUCACAAAGAUUUUCCUCCGCAUAGCCAAGAGUCUUCAUAGCCGCAUACUUCCCAUGUUACGACUCCACGUCGGCAAAAAUGCACCCAAGUACUACAAGGGCAAUUGGUCCUUUGACUCGACGAAGGACGCCCUGAAUUUUGAGCCGUACCACGAUCUGGAGGAUGUCGAGGAGCGGUACAUAUCCACGAAUUCCUUCAACUUUCUCCGAACCAUAACCCAGGAGGAAGAGCUUGUUUUUCGGCAUGUUUACGGAAGAGACGAUACGACUUACGAUACCAGAGCGGUGGAGCUCAACGAUAUACGCGAUCUAGUACUGUUUUUAAUGCCAAGUGAGUUUCUGAGACCAAAAUUCGUCGAAUUCAUGCACCACCAGGCGGUGUAUCACCUCCUUCAUUCGCUGACCAUCUACUUUGAGUACUACCUCCGGAUGGUGGAGUUCGUACUGAUACGACGGGAUGAAAUUUCCGGCGAAAAGGCCCAGAUUCAGAACGAGCAAACGAAUGAUAUGAAGCGGGUAUUCUCCGUAUAUUUGAGUCAAUAUCGGAUGCUGGUGGCCCGCAAUUACAGUGUGAUCAUCAAGGGCGAGGGCGACUUGGAAAAGUUCUACCACAUGAAGAAGCUCGUCAACAUUUCGCAAAGCAUUUGGGACAAGAACUUUCACGAGCAGUUACUCGCAUGCAGUACUCAGAUCGUGUGGAUUGCGAUGCAUCGCAGGGCCUACAAUGUCAUCGAAAUGGAGAUGAAUCGGCUGUUUCGCUCCGAGCACUUUGUCACGAGUCGUCCGGAGUAUCUGAGCUUCACACCGGCGGAGCGGAGUCUUCUGUAUGGCCGCAACAGCAAGAUCGUCAAUUAUCGCACUCAGGUGUCGCCCCUCAUCCAGGAGCUGCAGCACAUUCGGGCGGAGGACCUGCCCAUUCUGUGGAUUGGGGAGCGCAAGUAUCGUGGCACUGACAUUCGCAUCAUGGAGAUGGAGCUGGAGUACAUUGUGCCGGGACCCCAGUUGCGUCUAAUCGACGUGGCCCAUGGUAUUUUGGGGCAUCCCAAGAAGCUCUACAACACCCUCCUGGAGCUCGACUGGCCCUCUGUACGCUACUCAAACUUCUCCAAGCAUCACGACCCGUAUCACAUCAUUAGGCAGCCCCAUUUAGACAUCCCAAAGAUAGAUGCAAUGAAGAUGCGCCAAAUGACCGUGCAAUAUGAGCACUUCUACGAAAUCCACAACCUAUUCGAGACGUGCCAUCGCCAGGUGAUCUUCAAAUGGCUGCGUCGCGAGAAGAUCAUCAAGUUCUAUCGCUCUGGGGGUCUGCUCACGAACAUCGUCUCGCGCUGCGAGAAGGAGCUGGCCACCACUGCGCAUGGGCCCCGCGUGGAUCAGAUAAUCGCCAAUUACUUCAAGGUCAAGAGCCGCCUGCGCAAGGAAGCGCAAAGCAGAGAAGGAGAUGAUGACACCGUGGCUUCCGGCCGCAUCGGAAAUGCUUCGCCUAAAGAAAAGAACCAGGUCGCGGAUAUGUUUUACGAUUAACAAUAACCUGGUUCGGACAUCAGGGUUUCUUUGAGUUUAGUUUCAAAUUAUUUGUUAUUCAGUAAAGGUAAGAACUUUUAGUAUCGAACCAAAAAUGAUCAAAAAUAUGUCGGCUGUUAUCCCAACGAUUUCCGUUCCCAGAAGUCUUGGCAUCUGAUUCCAUAUCGUCCAUUAUUUUUUCCCAUCCUUAAGCUCCGGCCCGUUUGCCGCAAAGAUUAACUAAAUCCCAUACAAAAGUUGUAUAAAAUUUUAGAUUAUAGUAAAGUAUUAAAUCCACACUAAGAUCCAAUAAUGGCUAGAUCUGAUCAUAUAUGAAUGGAAAAUUUUCGUUUGAAACAAAAUGUUGAUACUAAAUGGAAUAGAUUUUGUAUCGAAAAAUCGUAUUAAAAAUUCAAAAAUAGUGUUCAAUAAAUACCUUGGAAUAGUUUGAUUCUCUGGAUCUGGAUCUCUAUAAAUAUCUCUAGUGGCGAUUGCAGACUUUUCUUUCCCACUGUUUUGAGAUGUCAUCAGCUGUUCUUCAGAUUAGAUUAUCGAGGAGGGAAAUCUGCCGGCGCCUCCUAACAGU